AUGUCAUGGCCUAAUAUUAUACAGGCAGGAAGCAGUAGCAUUGAUCCGACCCAGCUCGAGGGCGGGCGACAGCAGUUUCCAGAAGUGAUAGCCUGGAGAAUUAAGUUAAUCCGGCCACCGCGCGCGUAUCAUCGUUGUUCCCCCCGAGUAGAGAGGGAGAGUCUGGACACUGGAUCCAUGGACGGAGGGCGCGUUCAAAACAAAUCCUGGUCCGCCCGUGGUCCAGACAGUAACGAUGAUCCCAAUUCCAACGGCCGGGACUAG
Messenger RNA from Morchella importuna, 264 nucleotides. RefSeq lists its product as uncharacterized. The record is from RefSeq and is a predicted model, not a curated record. Lineage: Eukaryota; Fungi; Ascomycota; Pezizomycetes; Pezizales; Morchellaceae. The transcript is spliced from 3 exons. Bases 1 to 264 code for a protein of 87 amino acids.